Messenger RNA from Hypoxylon trugodes, 818 nucleotides. RefSeq lists its product as uncharacterized. The transcript is spliced from 2 exons. The record is from RefSeq and is a predicted model, not a curated record. The coding region runs from base 227 to 598 and encodes 123 amino acids. NCBI's taxonomy places the organism in Eukaryota, Fungi, Ascomycota, Sordariomycetes, Xylariales, Hypoxylaceae.
GUUUCUUACCAGUCUAUAACACGAAGGCAAUAUGAUACACCUAUACAGACGCGUUGGGGAUAGCACAAGUUAAGAUGAAGUCGUAGUAGAGAUAGGUAAAAUGAAACUUAUUAUAUAAAGGCAUAAGGAUAUCGCAACACAAAAUUAGAUAUCGCUGCCAAUCCUCACAACUUGCAAGCUUUACUUAACUUCUAAGACAAUUGAAUAUCUCCAAACAUCUUUCAAGAUGCAGUUCACCACUCUUCUCGCCGCUGCUGUCCUUUCUAUGGGCAUCGAGGCUGCUAGUGUCCCUCGCCAAAACCCAAAUGUCGUCCAAUUCAGCGGCUUCCGCGAGUCUAACUGCAGUGGCUCGAGCUCUACUGGUAUUUAUGUCGUUACCAAGUCUGAGGUAGCCACCUGCCGUCAACUUGCUGCUCCGGCGGCUGGUGUUGGCAGUGUCAGGUCUGCCAACGUAGAGCUAUAUGACGCUGAGGGCUGCUCCCUCGAGUUCUAUCCCACUCCCGACUGCACCGGCGAGAGCCAAGAUAUCGACAAGGAGUCUUGCCUUACUGUUUCCAGCAACACCGACUUCUUCAGUUCUUUUAAGGUUACCUGCUAAAUUGGAUAAAUGGAAUCAAAUACGCCGCCGUCGAAAUCACAAACCAACUAGCCGACCACAGUUCGGUAUGAUAUUCGGUACAUAGUACUUGGAGAAUUGUUUGUUAGGAUGGGGAUGACAUAGUGCCUGAUAUCUAAUUGUUACACGCUCUUUUAAGUAGUUACAAUCUCAUGUUUUUCGAGUUGGAUAUGGCGUAAUAACGAAUCAGCAUAUUGUGAAC